GAUGGUCACUGUGAGGUCUCGGUGGUAAAGGUGUUGAAGUCUGCCCUCUUGCCCAAGGGGUGGCACUUUAACAAGAUCUCCACAGAACUGGGUAUUCCUGAUGGUUUUACCCAGGAAAUAUAUCCCUGACAGCUUACCUUUCAUGAUGGAGCUAAAGUAAAUGCAUGACUUUUAAGGUAUGAAAAAAAAGUGACAUAUUGAAGGACCGUGAGUCUUCAAGAGGAAUCCAGGACUUAGCUAACAAAUAUCGUUAUUUGAGCGAGCUUUUCUCGGCAUAGUGUGACUCAGGAGACCCAAGGCUAAGUGUUAAACAUGGCUAGAUCAUUGUCAACAUCUACAUUUGUACAAGUUCACACUUGUUUUCUGUAGCCUCUACAAUGCCUUUCAUUAUUGCUUCGUCCAAAGUGUUGCCAUAUUUGUAAGAUUGCCAUUUAUAUUAGCCAGGGUCAUUGUUUCAAUGUUUGCGAUAUCGUGAUUGUGUUUUCACUGUAAUUGAUUUAUUAAAAAAUAAUGCAGGUAACCUGACCAAUAUCAUAAUACUGACAGUAGGUUAUUGGAGCUGACUAUGGUCACUAAGUUGUUUGUCAUUUUCAUAUGAUGAUACAUGACAGUUGAUUAAUACAGAAAUUUGUAUUGUGUCUAAUGAAACUAACAUGAUAUCAAGGUGAACAAAUUAAUCACUUAAUGGAUGACAUCACUGGAUCAAAUGAAAAUGUGUUUCUGCCACUUAGUGCAUUUUCUGAUGAUGAAUUUACUGCAGAAUGUUGCGAGGUGGAUUGUAUACGAGGGUUCAAGUUUCCCAUGCCUGCCCAGGACGUGGUUGCCGGGGGCGAUGGUAACCAUGGCAACCAGUCUGUAUGUAACCUAAUGGAGGAAGAAAAACCAGUCCUACACGGCGUCAACAUCCGUGCCGCCACCCCAGACAGGCUGAUACACUUGUGUGUAGUAAGUUUUGGGGAUGAUGGGAGUAUUUUGGAAGACAGUGAGUUUCCCAACGUGAUGUUCCUCAUGCACAAGUGGUAUACUACCUCAGACGAGCUCGCGCAGUCGUUCGUCCAACUUUACCAGAAAUGUGAUGAAGACAUUAUAUGUUCCGUUGCACAGUGUGCGCACCAGCCAACACAGAAAGACUGUCCCAUACAAAUAUACAAGGCCAAGAUGUGCUACGCUGUCAGGUACUGGAUUCGAAACUUCCCUGUUCAGUUUGACCUGGAUACCAAGCUGCAAUCUGAGAUCAAAAAAUUUGGUUCUUUAAUCCAGCGAAAAGGCAACAGCACUUUUAAGGAGCUUGUGGACCUUUCCAAAGUACCAUCGUAUGACUGGAUGCGGAGUAUAUCAGUUCGCAACCCGUCAAUGCGCCACAAUCGCAAGGUGUCGCUGGUGUUCAAUCAUCUGGAACCAGAGGAGCUUGCAGAUCACCUGACCUACCUAGAGUAUCGGGCGUUCAGGCGUAUCAAUUUCACAGAUUUCAAGAACUAUGCAAUGACAGCAUCAUUAAAGGACAACCCAAAAUUGGAGCGGUCGAUUGCACUGUUUAACGGCCUUUCACAAUGGAUACAGUGUAUGGUUCUGAGUAAAACCACACCCCAGCAGCGCGCUGAUGUCAUAGUCAAGUUCUGCAAUGUGGCUAAGAAGUUGCGAGUACUGCAGAACUUCAACUCAUUGAUGGCAGUGAUUGGGGGUCUCACACACAGCGCCCUGGCUCGAUUGUACAAAACCACUGCCUGCAUUCCCUCGGAAACUCAGAAGAUGUUAAUGGAAUACACAGAACUGCUGUCAUCCAACAACAACUUCAGCAACUACAGAAAAGUCUUUCACCAGUGUUCUGGAUUUAAAAUACCCAUAUUGGGUGUACACUUGAAGGACCUCAUUCUCCUACACACUGCCCUGCCGGACCGUGUGGAGGGGAACUUGAUCAAUUUCCGGAAAAUGGCUCAACUGUCACUGAUUCUUCGAGAGCUAACAAAGCUACAGACACAUGACUCCAUUCCGGGGGUCUACGCCAAUAUGGAUCUCAUAAACACCCUCAGGUUGUCGCUGGACAUGCACUACACGGAAGACGAGAUUUACGAGCUGUCUCUCGCUCGUGAACCACGGAACUCACUCUCCUCUCCAUCAACACCGACUAAGCCGGUGGUGUUUGCGGAGUGGGUGGCUGGUAUGAGGCCGCCAGAUCCGCAGACAAUCAACAAACAUGUCCAUGACAUGGUUGAGGCUGUGUUCAAAAACUACGAUAACGACAGAGACGGUUUUAUCUCACAUGCCGAGUUUGAGGCGAUUGCCGGCAACUUCCCUUUCAUUGAUUCAUUCUGCGUACUCGAUGCUGACCAGGAUGGGAUGAUCAGUAAGGCGGAGAUGAAGACAUAUUUUAUUCGUGCCAACUGUCAUGCGCUGCGGAACAGUUUCAAACACGACUUCCAUGAGAUCACAUAUUUUAAACCCACAUUCUGUAUCCACUGUACUGGCCUUUUAUGGGGUCUCAUAAAACAAGGCUGGAAAUGUAAAGACUGUGGAAUCAAUGCUCACAAACACUGUAAGGAUCUGGUUGUGAUGGAGUGUCGAAGUAAGGCGAGCGUGGCGUGCAACAGACGACUGGACUCACUCUCGUCAAAUGGUUCAGGCAGUCAAGAUUUGUCUUACUCCUCGAAACGGAAAAUGUCACAGCGACAAAAACGAACGCGUGUGCAUCGUGGUACACAGACGGAAGAGUGCUACUUUGUUGAUCCGUUUCCACGGGAACUAGAGGAAGGUGGAGAUUUCCGGGAAUUACACGAACGUUUGCUGAAGGCUGAGGAGGCUCGUAAUAAGCUAAAGGAGGAAAAUGCUGUGUUGAAAAUGCUGGUCAAGUCAAACGAUGAACAGAUUUCCUUGUUACGGGUACAGCUAGGUCAGAUUCAGAAAAACACCAUCUCCUUCAUUCUCGAACAGAUGGAUGCCCUACAUAUACAACGAGACUCCCGAGUCUAGCUACUCUACAGGUCUCCGCUCAGAGUUACGGCCCUUGGGAGUGAAAAUUGAUUAAAUUCAUACACAUUUAUCUCCCUUGGAAUAAAUACAUUGAUGGAUUACUAGUGUGACCACAAGUGGAUGUAACUGCUUUUUUAUCACUGCAGGCAGAGAUACCCCCUUUGGAAUAUAUGUUUUGUAUUAUAUUGGUCACUGCCAUGAAAAUAUAUAGAGUAACCUCCCAGAAAGAAAGAGUUACCCCUCCUGGAAGAAAGAGUUACCUCUUUUGGAAAAAAGUUUCUUGGAAGAAAACAUAUUGUUUGGAUACUAUUUCUUUGGUACAAUACCUUAUAACCUUUGAAAGAGAACAGUUUCAAGCUUUGGAAAAAGAUAUAAUGGUAUUUCGGAUGAAAGGAAGGUAACUGUUUCACAGCUUUUGACAAGAGUGAUGUCCCUUCAUUCCAGAGACUACAAGGGAUGGCUGAUAUAACUAUUAAUAUUAUUAUAUGGUGCAACGGAAAUAGGGUGUAUAUAAGAUUAAAACAUGUUGCUGCGCAACUGUUAUAUACCAUUGACAUUUUAAUGUAUAUGUUGUUCAAACAGUCAUGUAAAACAUAUAAAAGAUAUUUACCUCUUGUUUAUAUGAGGCUGAACCUAUGUAUGUGUACCCAAUUUGAACAAAUGGAAGUAGUUAUUAGACUUUAAGGAUUGAUGAAAUAGAGUAGAACAAAAUAGAGAUUUUGAUGCAUGUGAACAGUGAGUAUAUGAACAAUAUAACUGCCUCUGUGGGCUAGUGGUUAGAUCGUCAACUACGGAGCAUGACUACGGAGCGUGAGGUCGAAGGUUCAAUUCUUACUAGGGGCUUGAUAUGGCUGGUUACUGGCCAAGCAGCUAUUUAAGAUUUACAAACAAAAAUAAACAAUUAAUAACAAACACUUUAAUUUAAUCCACUGUUAUAAUUCAUAGGCUCAUUUUGCAUGUAAACACUAGGUAAAAGGAUCUUAUUUCCAGGAUAUAAGCUGUUAAAAACUGCUUGGCCUUUUUAGUCUUAAUUUUCUUGACAAAAGUUCAUGUUUAUAUUACCUUGCCGUAUGGUACAAUGGUAUUUUUAUUUUAAAGCUGCAUGAAAAAGCUAUUAUUUUCUAUGGGAAACUUCCUAAGAGCCUGCAUAUAAACAAUUAUUUUGAAUUUGAUCUCUAAAGCUAUUAUCUUUUUUGGUAAUAUAUUUGGAUCCUUUUAUUUAAGUAUGAAAAUAAAUUCUUCGUAUUGUAUCUGUAAUUAUUUAUCAUAUAUAUUUUAUAUUGAAAAAACCUAUUUAUGAAGCUGCAGUUUCAUGAUGAUGAUUUUUUACAUCAAUGAAGUGUGAAUUAAGGAUCUGAAAAUGAAUCUGAAAAAUUGUUUUAUUUCUAUUUACACGGUGCUUUGUUUUCUUUUAUUAUUUCUUCUUAUUAUUUUUGUCAUUAUUAAUACUUUCUAGUCUUUUAUUUUCUUAGUUUUCAUCUUUUAAUAUCUUAUUUUCUUUUACUUGUACCUAUUGUGUUUCACAUUGAACUGCUUAAACAAUGCUGAAGUCUAACUUGCACUUCUUUUUUAUGAAUGAUCUGCUUCAAAAUACACCAACUUUGUGGAUAAAUUGUUUGUUUAUACGUUUCAUGUUAUAAGUUUGUCUAGUUUUUAAAGUCAAUGAGUCAAGCCCUGAUUUUUGAAGGUUCUAACGUCCCUUAUAACAGGAUCGAGCUAAGCUUACUUUUUUGUUUUUGUAUAGUUUGUGUUAUAUUUACAGUUUUAGGAGUUUAAGGACUUUUAAUAAAAAUUAAGAUAAACUCAUUAUUUUAGUAAAAUGAAGGUCAGGUACAAAAUUUGACUUAAUAUAAUAAGCAACUUAAGCCUGUUAUGCUCAAGAUUUAUCGAGAAAUUGAGGCCAGCUAUUGUGACUAUUGUCAUAGCAACGGUGUUGGUGUCGGCGUUGUCAUCAUAAUGUUAACCAUGUAUUUCGAUUUUUACAAGCUGCAGAAGUAGCAUAAAGCCUGAUUUUUACAUCAUUCAAAUAUGGUUGUAACCUUUAUUUAUCAUUUUAUGAGAGAUACUUUUGUUUAUUACAUGAUUGUCCUUGUUUAAAAUGUUAUAGUAUAAUAUAACCUGACAAUGACAUCAUUUCAGCCUAGCUUUCUUUAGCUUAUUACUUAACAAAAUAGAAUACAAUCUUUACUCUUGGCAAGGAAUGUGUCAUAUGAUGAAACGGAUGUGUGCUACCUUAAUACAAAAUUUGUGAAUCUUGUCACGGAAAAAUGAUAAAGUUUGCAAAAGGCUCCCAUUAUAACCUUUCCUUUAUUUGUUUCAUAAUUGGCAACUCACAUAUGAUCAUAUAUUUAUCCAGGAUAUUAAUGUUUUAUAGCUAUCUCUGACCUUUUAUCUCAAAACCUGAGUUCAAACUAUAAGUGCCAUAAGCAUUAUAUAUUUCUGCCCCAAUUUCUCGGAAGUUCUUUAGCGUAAAAAGUUGCUUUUUUAUUAAACCAAAUUUCUUACUUAAUUUUGAUAUACUAAAUGAAAAUAAGAAAAUGUCCUUUGAUGGCCAUAAGCUUUUUAGAACUAUGGUAAAAUAUUAAACGAAUGAUACCAAAGAGAAAUAGUUAGCUGAGUUUAAUCCUGGUAUGACGAAUAAGACUAUUCGAGAAAUUGAGGCCAGGCGUCAUAUUUUGUUAGUGGUGUGAAUAAUAUACAUAACACAUGGACACCAAUGCCAUUUUCAAAACCACUGACAUUGAGAAAUAGCCUCUAUGUAUCAGUAAAACGAAUUUGAUUCCAUAUUAUACCUUUGAUUUCCUGUUGUUUAAUAAAUAUGAUAUACAAACUGUUUUAUGUAUGUGUCGAAUGAAAACUAAAAUAUCUAGUGCAAUAAAUUAUUUAAUCUGUUAUUCGAACAAAGGUGUGUAUUCAGUAUAUAUAAUGGUAUAAUUGAAUAUGUUAUUUUUUCAAAAGAUUUAAAGGUUGUUGUUUUUCCAAAUAUUAAAGUAUUAUUUAAAUGUUUUAUUUUAUUUUACUAUUAAAUUGCACAAUUAUAUGGAACUAGUUAUAAUGUAUUAUACUACUAAGCCAUAUUAAUUUUGUAAUAUGUGUUCAUACUUCUGUAUAUACUUUUUUCUACUGAUUUUGUCACUACCACCACCACCAUCAUCAUCAUCAUCAUCAUCAUCAUUGUCAUCUUCGCCAUCAUCAUCAACAUCAUCAUCAUUAUUAUAGUCAUCUCAUCGUUGUCAUCAUCAUCAUCAUCAUUGUCAUCAUCAUCAUCAUCAUCAUCAUCAUCAUCAUCAUCAUCAUCAUCAUCAUCAUCAUCAUCAUCAUCAUUCAUGUCUGUAUAUGGCAUAUUGAAAAAAUACAUUCCGAAUAAAUAAGAAUAUAACUAGGUUCAUCAGUUUGAAUGAGUAGAUAUAUAUUAGUUGUUUUAACACAAUUUGAAGACCAUUGACCAUGCACAUUUGAAGAAAACAACAUAUUUCUUGGUUUUAAAUCAACUCAGUCAUAUCUGAUACAUGAAAUGGUCAUGCAAAUGGUAAUCACAUUAAUUAAGAAAUUCAAAAUGAACAAAUAAAAAUGUUGCUUAUACAUCAAUAAGUUUUAAUGCAAAUGCUGCAGAUACACCAGUAAGAUCUAAUGGAACUGUGCAUGCACAUACAUCCGAAAGACUUAAUGGAAAUGCUGCACAUACAUCAGUAAGAUUUAAUGCAAAUGCUGCACAUGCAUCAGUAAGAUUUAAUGCAAAUGCUGCACAUGCAUCAGUAAGAUUUAAUGCAAAUGCUGCACAUAACAUCAGUAAGAUUUAAUGCAAAUGCUGAACAUGCAUCAGUAAGAUUUAAUGCAAAUGCUACACAUAACAUCAGUAAGAUUUAAUGCAAAUGCUGAACAUGCAUCAGUAAGAUUUAAUGCAAAUGCUGCACAUAACAUCAAUAAGAUUUGAUCAAAAUGCUGCACAUACAUCAGUAAGAUUGAAUGCAGAUGUUGCACAUAUAUCAGUAAAAUUUAAUGGAAAUGCUGUUCAUUAAUCAAAAAGCUUUUGUAGAAAAGAUUCUCUUGACAUCAUUCAUCUAGUUACAAAUAAAAAUGAUGCUCAUACGUCAGGGAGUUUUAAUGGAAAUGCUGUGAAUACAUUUAGUUGCAGAUUAAUCUUGAUUAAAAUUGUCUGUUUCUAGGGUUUGAUACAAUUAAUGCCCAUACAUAAUGAUUUAAUGGCAGUGUUGAACAAAAACUACAUGUUUUUGCUGACCUUCCAUAUACAUUAAGUACCUCAAGUUGGUGGCAAGGUGGUUAUGGUAAACAUACACGCUUUCCAUUUAGUCAUAAACUCUUGAGUUGCAAAUCUAGUACUAUGAUACAAACAGUAGUGUUACAUGUUCAUUAAAAAACCAAUAGCAAUAGCAUAUACAAUAGGAACCAGUAACAAUUUGCAUAUAUAACAGGAACCAGUAACAAUUUGCAUAUAUUAUAGGAACCUGAGCAAUUUCCAGACAUAACAGGAACCAGUAGCAAUUUACAUAUAUAACAGGAACCAGUAGCAGUUUGCAUAUAUAACAGGAACCAGUAGCAAUUUGCAUAUAAAACAGGAACCAGUAGCAGUUUGCAUAUAAAACAGAAACAAGUAGCAAUUUGCAUAUAGAACAGGAACCAGUAGCAAUUUGCAUAUAUAACAGGAACCAGUAGCAAUAUGCAUAUAUAACAGGAACCAGUAGCAAUAUGCAUAUAUAACAGGAACCAGUAGCAAUAUGCAUAUAUAACAGGAACCAGUAGCAAUAUGCAUAUAUAACAGGAACCAGUAGCAAUAUGCAUAUACAAUAGGAACCAGUAGUAAUUUGCAUAUAUAGCAGGAACCAGUAGCAAUUUGCAUAUACAAUAGGAACCAGUAACAAUUUGCAUAUACAAUAGGAACCAGUAACAAUUUGCAUAUACAAUAGGAACCAGUAGUAAUUUGCAUAUAUACCAGGAACCAGUAGCAAUUUGCAUAUACAAUAGGAAUCAGUAACAAUUUGCAUAUAUACCAGGAACCAGUAGCAAUUUGCAUAUACAAUAGGAACCAGUAGCAAUUUGCAUAUACAAUAGGAACCAGUAGCAAUUUGCAUAUAUAACAGGAACCAGUAGCAAUUUGCAUAUACAAUAGGAACCAGUAGCAAUUUGCAUAUACAAUAGGAACCAGUAGCAAUUUGCAUAUAUAACAGGAACCAGUAGCAAUUUGCAUAUACAUUAGGAACCAGUAGUAAUGUGCAUAUACAACAGGAAACGAAUAGCAAUUUGCAUAGAAAUGGGGAAACGAAUAGCAAUUUGCUAAUAGGAAAAGAACUAAUAGCAAUGUGCAUGUACAUGUAAAAACCAAUAGCAAUUCGCACAUAUAUGAGAAAAAAAAAUUGUUGGUACAUGAAGAAACCAAUAGCACGUUGCAAAUAUAUCAGGAAAUCAAUAGCAAAUUAUAUAUACAUGAAGAAACAAAUAGAAACGUGUUUGGAAUAGCAUUGUGUUUCUACGUGAAGAAACCAAUAUAAUUUUCAAAACAUAAAGAAUCUAUAAGCAGUUUGCAUAUACAUGAAGAAAUGAAUAGAAAUUUGCAAAUACAUGCAGAAGCCAAUUGCAGCUAUAUACAUUAAUUAACCAAUAGCAAUCUGCUAUAUACAUGAAGAAACUAAUUGCAAUCUGCUAUAUACAUGAAGAAACAAAUAGAAAAUUGCUACAUACAUGAAGAAACCAAUAGCAAUCUGCUAUAUACAUGAAGAAACAAAAAAUAAAAUUGCUACAAACAAUACCAAUACCAAUUUGCUAUGUCCUUGAUAAAUAGGAUGAGCACACGAAAAUUAUCAAUUUAUAGAAUGUUGCUAUUAUUAUUGCUCAUACAUAAGGCAACAUGUCCACAAUACUUCAUAUCCCUCCCCCAACCCCACUGUAAUACGAUUCCUUACCAAGGGCUCAUGUAAACAUACUAUAGUUAUAUUUGAUCAUGUUGAAUGUCUACAAUAUAGUCUGCAUCCAUUCAUUGUAAAUACCAUACAAAGCAAUAUUCAUGUACAUCUCUUUUUAUUUAGUGCCAAGAAGAAAAUAAAAACAGGUCCAUAUUCACCAAAUUUAGGACUCAGCGUAAGCCAGAUUAUAACGCCAUAUAUUUGUAUAGUGACUUAUCAUCGUCUUGCACCAAGCCCGUGAACUAUCCAUAGAUACCUGUAUAUUUGUCUCAGCAGUAAGUUCAGCGGACACGUAUGCACUGAUUUGUUAACAAUUUGCUUUUUGACAGUAACACAUACAGAAGUCAUAAAAUGUUUUUAUUGUCUUCAUUAUCAACAGUAACGUAUUAUUUUAAGUUAUCUGCACACAAAUAUUGUGCUUAGUGUUUUAAAAAGAGUUCAGUUCACCUUAUAACAAGGCCUGUCUGAUGAUUUUACUUUACUUAUUUUUCAGAAAAUACCAAUUCAAAAAGGAAAAUCUACCGCUCCUUUACUAAAAGCCUAUUUCUUGUAAGGCUACUUGUUGCAUAGGGCAAUUCUAAAUCAUAUUAUUUUAUAUCUAGAACUAAAAUUGGUAUAUAAAAUUAUUAUGUAGGAGUUUUGUUAUUGCCUUCUCCUGUUCUUAAACAAACUUCGAACAUUUGUAUUUUUUUCGCCCGCUUGCUGCAAAUGUUUUGACCAAAAUCUAUCGAACAAAUAAGAUUGCUCUGGACAAACAAUACGUUUAUAGUACAUAAAAAAAUCAGAAAAUCAUAUAAAAAUCACGCUACUAUGUUUUCCCGACUAGAAACUCCUUUUAUGGCGUCAUUUUCGGAAACGGAGAUUCCGGAAAUUGUCCCGUAUAAGCCAUGUUUUCGGUUAUUUAAAACUUUGAAAAACGCGUAAAAAUAUGGAUUUUAUCAAAGGAGGCAUAUAAUGGAAGGAAUACUAUGAUAAGACGCUUUCCGGACGACCAGUAUCACGUCUUGUUUUGUGUAUAAACAUCAAUCCGAAUAUGUGUUUAACAUACCAAACCCUACGUAAUACAGGACAUCAGAAAAUCCACAAUGUCCUCCAUAAAUUAUAACCAAUAAUUCUGAUUUAAAGUAAACAGCAUUUUUCUCCUUGGCACAUUUCGUUUGUAUAAUGGUGCGGGUCAUCUGAUAUACUUAACAAGGCGAAUCUCUCGUCUUGUAUAGCUUUUACAAAUGCGUUAUGAACGGAAAAUGCCGACAUACAUGUUAUGUUGAACACAGCUAUUAUACCAUCAGCUUUCACUUUUGCCCCUUGAUAUCUCAAAUAUGACAAUGUUAAAUUCAAAUGAUUUCGAUACGUAUCAUUUGUUAUUUUUUUCAAUAUUGUUCAUAAUAAACUAACGCUUGAUUGGACAACCUAACUGCACUAAAUUUCAAAGUCACAUAUGUUACAAUGCUGGUGUUCAUUUGUAUAGCAAGUUCCUUGUUGAUCUAUAAUACAUAUUCUCUAUUCUUUGUUACUUUUAUGUUGAUGUUCGUAUACUUAGAAUAUGUUAAUAUGUGAAUGACGGAGAUGAAAUAAAAAGAAAUAAAAAUGU
This is a messenger RNA of Mya arenaria, 10476 nucleotides long. Its product is annotated as ras guanyl-releasing protein 3-like. The record is from RefSeq and is a predicted model, not a curated record. Bases 685 to 2967 code for a protein of 760 amino acids. Lineage: Eukaryota; Metazoa; Mollusca; Bivalvia; Myida; Myidae. The transcript is spliced from 18 exons. Gene Ontology annotation, molecular function: guanyl-nucleotide exchange factor activity; calcium ion binding. Gene Ontology annotation, biological process: Ras protein signal transduction; positive regulation of GTPase activity. Gene Ontology annotation, cellular component: plasma membrane.